Molecule: messenger RNA, 657 nt
Organism: Bombus terrestris (buff-tailed bumblebee)
Lineage: Eukaryota; Metazoa; Arthropoda; Insecta; Hymenoptera; Apidae
Product: PAT complex subunit Asterix
Exons: 2
Coding region: 183-515 (110 amino acids)
Biological process (GO): protein insertion into ER membrane
Cellular component (GO): endoplasmic reticulum membrane
Molecular function (GO): protein folding chaperone
Source: RefSeq, a predicted model, not a curated record
GGUGUAUCGUUAUCCCUGAAGACAGAGAUAAAAUUACUAAGGAUUACUAGUGUAUUUGGUCAAAAGCACUGGUUGAAAGGAAACAUGUACGUCAGUAAUCAUUUGUUUAAUUGUCAUUGUUAAAUCAGGAUUGUUCGUACAAGUUACUUUUUAUAUAAUAUAUUUACUAUACUGUUUAUAAAAUGAACAGUUCAUCGGAUCCUAGACGUCCAGAACGAGAAGUUCGGUACAAACCGAGUGUGUCAGGCAGUCAGGCACAACUAGACGACAAUGCAACUCCAGAUUAUAUGAAUAUAUUAGGAAUGACCUUUAGCAUGUGUGGUUUAAUGAUGAGAUUAAAAUGGUGUGCAUGGGUUUCACUAUAUUGCUCAUGUAUUAGUUUUGCUAAUUCUAAAGUGAGUGAUGAUACUAAACAAAUACUCAGCAGUUUUAUGUUAUCCAUAUCAGCAGUUGUAAUGUCGUACUUACAAAAUCCACAACCCAUGACUCCACCUUGGGCAUCUGCGAUACAAUAAAGGGUUUUUAAAUUCACACAACUCCCUUAGAAUAUUAAUUAUUUAAUCAUUUUUUAAAAAUUCUUGUAAAACUAAUAUGUUAAUGUUGAUACAAUAAAAUAGUUUUUAAAUAAAAAAAGUAAAGUAGGAGAGAAAAAAUAAA